ACAACAUCGAACAGCUGUCAGUCAGAAAUGGCGCAGUGGCACAGCGAGACGGGUAUUUUGCGUAAAAAUCGUCCGAAACAAAAUCAUGAGGAACUCCUCGUGUUCGGUUACGCAUGCAAAUUGUUUCGCGAUGACGAGAAGGCCCAAUACAUCGACCAAGGCAAACACCUGAUUCCCUGGAUGGGCGAUGAAAAAUUGAAAAUUGAUAGAUACGACUGUAGGGGUGCGUUAAGUGACUUGGCACGUUUUGAGGCCAGCCGGGAAGGGUUCGACGCGAUGCGGUGGCUGGGUUUGAGUGAAAAUGAACGGAAACUCGAGGAAUUGUGUGACAAGGAACGCUAUUACUCCCUUCUGAUUAAUGAGGAGGAGGAGGAAAUGUAUAAAGAGGAAGAGCAGAAAAGACUGAAAACUAAUGCUGUUCAGUACAGUUACGAUGUUCCAAUGGAACCAAAGCCCCAAGAAGAGGUUCAAGCAACUGUAGUGCAAGAGGAGGAACCUGAAGAGGAAUACGUGCCAAUUCCUGCACUUGAUGUGCCCGUCGACAUUAAUAUACCAAAGACUAUGAAGCAGUACGCAAAAAUAGAAAAGACGGCCAAAUUUGUAAACCAGCACGGCCCGCAAAUGGAGAUUUUAAUCAAGGCAAAACAGGGCGACAAUCCUCAAUUUAGUUUUCUAAAUCAGGGCGACGAACUGUACAAGUUUUAUCGUCACGUUUUGUCCGCAUUUAAGAGUGGAAGGUUUCUGGGACAAAUCGACAAAAAUGAUGAAAAGGAGGAGGAGAAGGAGGAGGCGGGCGAUCAUUAUUUGCAUCCGAGUUUGUUAGCUUCGAACCAACAGCCGGACACGAUCCGGCCCCUAGUACCGUACAAGCCGUCCGCGAACUGCGCCUACUCCCAGCUCGUCAAUCGGAUACAGGGCGGCAAUCCACCUCCCGAGCCGGAUAAACAGAAGGCGCAGGACCAGCCGCAGAUGACCUACGAACAGCAGCAGUACUAUCAGUACUACUACACGGCGCAGUACUACGAAUACUACAAGCAGCUGGCGCAGUACCAGCAGAACUGCGGCGACAAUCCCGGACAAAUCAUGCCUCCCCCCGACUUCCAAUUAGACCCCAACACUCAGGCUUACUUCCAACAAAUUGCCUACACACAAUAUAUGCAGCACCAGCAACAGCAGCAGCAGCAAAACAGCAAUUCGUACGCUCAAAUCGUGUCCAACGUUUCGAAAGAUUCAAACCCUUACACGGCCAACGUGCCCGCCCUCCCCCAACACCUAAUCAAACCUGAACCAGAGCCAGAACCAAAACCUAAAAUAGUCCAGGAGGUUAAGAAACCUCCUCUCCUGUCUUUGGCACAGUACGGUUCCGACUCGGAAGAAGACGAGGAAGAGGAGGAUCAAGCGGCAGCUAAUAAAACAAACGACAUAGUCGUACCGACAGGCGAAACAAAAAUCGUAAUCGACAAAAUGGCAGUGUACGUGUCCAAAAAUGGGGAACAGUUCGAGGACAUAGUCAAAGCGAAAGGCGAUCCAAGGUUUGAAUUCCUGAACCCCACUCACGAGCACUUCAACUACUACAAGGACAAAAUUAGGGAGCUAAAGGGGGACAAAACGGACGUGAAGGAGGAGGCGAAGACCGAAGAAGAACCUCCGAAAGUGAAAGAAGAAAAGGAAAAGAAAAAAGUCAUUGCACCGGUCAGCUUCUCCAUAAAGAAACCGAAGGAAGACGCGGCGAAGGAAAUCAAAAGCGCCCUGCCUUUGGAAGAAAGCGACGAGGAGGAAGUCGAAACGACCCCCGCGAAUCCGCCAGUGGAAGAACCGCCCCCCGAAGAGCCGAAGCCCGAUUCCGACUCUAACGGAAUAGAUACAGAUGAUCCGAUCUUAGAAAUGAUUGACUUAACGUUUGAGGGUGAGGAUAAGAAAGACGCCAAACGUGCCGAAGACAGGGUGAAGGAUAAAAUCGCCUUGGCGGCGAGGGAGAAGGUCGCCUUUGCUAACAGGGAUAAGGCGUUACAGAUGGAGAGGAAGAAGAAGGCGGCGCUGUUUCUGAAGCUCAAGUCGGCACAGGGUGACGACGAAAGGGAUGGUUCGAGGGAGAGGAGCGAACCUAGAAGUAAGAAACACAGAGAUGACAGAGAUAGGAAGCGCAGGAGUAGAAGCAGGGACAGGCACAAGGAUAGAAGUAAAAGCAGGGAGAGACACAAGGAUAGAAGUAAAAGCAGAGAGAGGCACAAGGAUAGGAGCAAAAGCAGAGACAGCAGGGAAGAGAAGAGGCGAAAGGACAGAAGCAAAAGCAGGGAGAGACGUAACGAAAGAAGCAAAAGCAAGGACAGGCGUAACGAAAGAAGUAAAAGCAAGGACAGGAACAAGGAUAGAAGCAAAAGCAGAGAUGCAUACAAGGAAAGAAGCAAAAGCAAAGACAGACGCACAGAAAGAAGUAAGAGUAGAGACAGGCGCAAGGAAAAAAGCAAAAGCAGAGACAUACACACGGAAAGAAGCAAGAGCAGAGACAGGCACAAUGCUAGAAGCAAAAGUCGAGACAGGCACAACGAGAGGAGCAAGAGUCGAGACAGACACAAUGAAAGAAGCAAGAGCAGAGAUAGACACAGGGAAAGAAGUAAGAGCGAAGACAGACACAAAGAGAGAAGCAGGAGCAAAGACAAGAACGAUAAGAAAGAACGGAGUAGGGGCAGAAGUCCUAAAGAUCUGAGUAUAAUAAUCGAGGAAAAUGAAGACUCAGAUGAUAAAAAAAGGAGGAAGAGUGUCAAGAAGAAAAAGUCGCACAAGAGGAAAAGAUCCAAGAGCAAGUCGACGCCUAGAAAGAAAGUAAAGAGGAAACAUAAAAGAAGUAGCUCGGAGGAGUCGAGCAGUUGACAAUUGGAGUUGUAUUUUGUUUUGAAUUGGUUUUGUUUAAAAUGUGUACAGAUUGUAUAUAGAAAUAAAUGAAUUUUCUAUCUGUAA
Molecule: messenger RNA, 2958 nt
Organism: Aethina tumida (small hive beetle)
Lineage: Eukaryota; Metazoa; Arthropoda; Insecta; Coleoptera; Nitidulidae
Product: splicing factor, suppressor of white-apricot homolog
Exons: 8
Coding region: 28-2871 (947 amino acids)
Biological process (GO): RNA processing; mRNA 5'-splice site recognition
Molecular function (GO): RNA binding
Source: RefSeq, a predicted model, not a curated record